GUUAAUCUAGUUCACAUCACAAAAAUUUUAAAAGCAAAUAUCAAACUAAUAUAAUCGCAAAACUCUGGAAUAUUUUGAAUUAAAAAAAUUCGAAUGGAAUUAUAUGAAAAUAGUACAACUCCAGCAGGGAUUAAUAAUAGUACAACAUUGUCUCAACAGCAGAUUUAUUUCUACACAACGUCAUUGUACAUCAUCAUAUUUAAGUCGCUAUAUUUGCUUUUAUGUUUUUUUCUAGGCAUAAUAGGCAACUUGUUGGUAAUUAUCGCAAUAUUCAAAUAUAAAAAAUUGCAAACGGUUACAAAUUAUUUUAUUCUGAACCUUGCAAUAACAGACUUUAUGUUUUCUGCAUAUGGCAUACCAUUUAUUUUUAUUACGACAAUUGCAAAAAGAUGGUUGCUAGGAAAUGUUAUUUGUGAGCUUGUUGGUUUUUUAAACUUGUUACUUAUGCUUACCUCAAUUUGGACUCUGGUUAUGAUCAGUGUCAAUAGGUUCUUAAAUGUAGCUAAACCAAAUGACAUAAAGACACUCUACACAAAAAAUAGAACAUUUUUCAUUAUCAUAGCUGUUUGGAUAUUUUCAGGGCUAAUUUCGUUUCCACCUUUUAUUGGAUGGAGCGUAUUCAAGCCCGAUGGAUGCUUUUGUACAUUUGAUGUUCAAAAAUCAAAAUCCUACACCAUGUUUAUUGGUUUAUUUGCGUAUGUGUUACCUUUUCAUAUUUUAGUUAUCUUAUAUAUGCGCACAUAUUUUACAUUAAAUAAACAUAAAAAAAAAACUAGAAGUAACUAUAGCAACGAUAAUAGCAUUGUUUCAUCAUUCACAGAUAAAUUCUCAACUUUGGAAAAAGUUCCUGUAUCGUCAGUCUCUGAUCAGAUAAACAAAAGUUUUACUUCAAUCAUAAAAAAAGAGAACAAAUGCUUUAAAUAUAAAAACUCUUCAACAGCAGAAAGUGAAAAGACUUUGGUCAUAAAGAAUUUCAAACAAGUUCAAGUUACAAAGACUUUGGUAACACUUGUAUCCGGCUUUUUUAUAUGUUGGACUCCCAUAGCUUUGGGAUCAACUUUGUAUACUUUUGAUGUGAAUUUUAAAGGAUUCCCAAUAAUGUCGCUUGGCAUAUUUUGUGCGUGUUUAAGUUGCGUAAUAAAUCCUAUUAUUUAUUCGAUUAUGAAUAGUAAUUUUAGAAAAUACUUAUUUGAAAUAUGGAAAAAACUUUAUGAUUGCAUCAGAUGUAAAAAAGAUUAGAACAAUCUUUGUUAAAAUCUUUUUAAUAAUCUAGUUCGUAAUGUGAAAACAUAAUUUAUCUUUGAGCUAUCUUUUUUCAAAGAACAAAUAAAUUAAUUUUUUUUACCGUUUAAUGCAGAAACCAUUUUAGCUAGAACCGGUUUGAGAUAAAAAGAAAAUAUAUAUAUUUAUUUGUUUAAUCGUUUGUAAAAUAACAUUUUUCAGUGGUUGAAAAAACAGUAUCUACUAAUAAUACGUAAAACAACAUACAAUAUACGUUUAUAUCAGAAGAUGAUUAUCAGAGGACGACUAGGACAAAUAGCCGACUAAGAAAUUUAGUAUGAUUUCCACCCCCACCUUCUCCGUCCUUAAAAGGAAAAUCAUUAACUUUCAAACUAACUAUCAAACAUUAUCUAUCAAAUACUUUUUCGUUUUCAAUGUUUUCAUUAUUUUAUUUAAUUUUUCAGUAUUGUUUUUUUAUAUAUAUUUAUUUAUUUAGCCGUUAACAUAAUACUUUUAAUUAUUUUAGUUCACGAAACUUAUGUAUGAGUUUCGAGAAUUUCAAAUAUAGAUGGAAAAAGCAAAAAAGAAGACGCUUUUGUCUAGUCACCGUGCAUAAAUUUAAUUUAAAAAAAAUGAAAAUGAAAAUAAAA
Messenger RNA from Hydra vulgaris (swiftwater hydra), 1871 nucleotides. RefSeq names its product alpha-1A adrenergic receptor. The record is from RefSeq and is a predicted model, not a curated record. NCBI's taxonomy places the organism in Eukaryota, Metazoa, Cnidaria, Hydrozoa, Anthoathecata, Hydridae. Gene Ontology annotation, biological process: phototransduction; cellular response to light stimulus; G protein-coupled receptor signaling pathway. Gene Ontology annotation, cellular component: plasma membrane. Gene Ontology annotation, molecular function: G protein-coupled photoreceptor activity; neuropeptide Y receptor activity.